GUUUCACGUUCAGGGCAGGUCUCUAUUUGGUCACGUGAUAUUUACAUUGUUGCGAAUCCGGAAACCGCCUUCACCACCAUCAUCCACGACGCGCCCAACAUUCAGCAAUGUCUAUACAGUACCGACAAGACAUGCCUCCACCCGGGGGCUUCGAGGCAGUCAAGUACAAACGAAACCUUCCUUUUCGUGGUCCAAGUGGCCUAGUCAUUCUAGGAGCUGUGACAGCCGUGUGUGCAUAUGGGUUCUACCGUGUUGGGAUGGGAAACCUAGAAAGAAGGGAACUGGAAAGAGAGAAAGUUUGGUCUCGUAUCCACCUUGUUCCCUUGUUGGUGGCGGAGGGGGAUCGAGAUGCGUAUCGUCGGCAGGAAGCUGCAUUGGAACGGGAGCGAGAGAUUAUGAAGGAUGUUAAAGGAUGGGAGCCUGGUAAAAGUGUCUAUAACAAUGCACGAUAUCGUUCUGCAGAAUCGAUUGUGGUGUUAUGAUUAUGAUUAGUUUCUUUGUAGAUUCACAAUCAAAUUAUUAGAUCUUUUAGCCGUAAAAGCGCAGUGUUGAAUGUAGAAGCUUCCAUUGACCAGAGACAGAGGGGCGCCACACAGCAUUAUGAUCUGGUCCCGCCAUUGCUAUAUCGCGGGUUAGUUCUACCGGUGGCGGAUGG
Messenger RNA from Suillus discolor, 655 nucleotides. RefSeq names its product B16.6 subunit of GRIM-19, NADH:ubiquinone oxidoreductase. The coding region runs from base 108 to 482 and encodes 124 amino acids. The record is from RefSeq and is a predicted model, not a curated record. Lineage: Eukaryota; Fungi; Basidiomycota; Agaricomycetes; Boletales; Suillaceae. The transcript is spliced from 5 exons.